This is a messenger RNA of Arabidopsis arenosa, 1074 nucleotides long. The record is from the annotation of a GenBank genome assembly. NCBI's taxonomy places the organism in Eukaryota, Viridiplantae, Streptophyta, Magnoliopsida, Brassicales, Brassicaceae.
UUAGUGAAACACUUUUUUUAAAACAAGUAUACUCUCACCCCAAAAUCAUUUUUUGUUGUCAUCUGAAAAUUUACUAAGACUUUUGAAAGAUACAUUUGAGGAAUACAAAACCGGGGAAAAUGGAGACAUCACAAAAUACAUGUUUUCAAUCCAAAGAGAAGGUCUAGGAGGGACUCAUCAUCCGAGGAUGAGGAGGAACGAGUGCGCCAUUGCCCCUGAAAGCAAGAGGACCGGCAAAAAUACCACAAUUGGUUUUCAGGGUUUAUCAUUCUACACUCAGAAUCAAAAUACCCUCGACUUCUUCACCACCGUCGUUAACGCCGCCUGCUCCGUCGGCAUAAACACAAAGCUUCAACUUUCAGGGUUUUCUCUUCAUCUCCCUCUCGGAGCUAUGGGUUGGAAAGCUGCUGAGAAACUCAUCAGACACUGGAAGAUACUUCGAGGGGACAAUGUAAUGAUAAUUCGUGGGAAAGAUAAGGGCGAGACUGGAACCAUAAAGCGCGUUAUCCGAUCCCAAAAUCGUGUCAUUGUUGAAGGAAAGAAUUUGAUCAAGAAGCAUAUAAAGGGAGGCCCUGAUCACGAAGGUGGAAUUUUCACAGUAGAGGCUCCUCUUCACGCCUCAAAUGUCCAAGUUGUUGAUCCAGUCACUGGGAGGCCUUGUAAGGUUGGUGUAAAGUACCUAGAGGAUGGAACAAAAGUAAGAGUAGCCAGAGGCACAGGCACAUCUGGUUCCAUAAUUCCUCGACCAGAGAUUCUAAAGAUAAGGGCUACUCCAAGACCCACUACUGCUGGCCCUAAGGACACACCAAUGGAGUUUGUCUGGGAGCAAACAUAUGAUGCUAAAACAGGAAAGGGCAUGCCUGAUCUUUGAGCAAACCUCUUCACAGCCUAAUAAAAAGGAUUCUUCUUUUUGUCCCCUCCAUUUUAGUUUGAUUUGGGUCAAGAGCUGUGAGAUAAGGUGUGAGGUUUUGUUGAAGAACCUUUGAUCCUGACAGAAACGGAGUCGUUUUCGUUUUUUUUACUUCAUUGAUCUUGUGAACUUUUCAAGGUGUCAAAUAAAAACCAUUGGGAAAA